AUGGCCCGGGUACAUCCCAAAGAGACGAGAAGCUCAGGGGACUCAGAUGCAGGUGGUCCUGCUGUUCACUGUCCACCGACUUCCUCGCCUGCGUCGCCUGACAACUCAGCGCCAAAGGUUGGGGAUGCGGAGUCCAAGGAGUCUGAAAACUUUGAGCAUUUGAGAGAAAUGAAGAUGUGCUUGCCAACAGCAUCCAGCACUUUCAUAGCCUCCAUGAUUUCUUCAGUCCUCAUGUUCAUGGGCCUUAUAGCCUUCGGGCUGGCCGAGGGGCCGGACCUGGCUCGACCAAGCUGGCAGACGCUCAUAUGCCGCUUUGCUGGCUGGAUCUUUCUAUUUGUCCUGCCCAUCAUGGGACUUGCUGGGCCCUCUGUUCGGGAUUUCGUGCUUUCAGGCGUUGCGCCCGAGGGCUGGGGAUGUCUAACGGGACAUCCGGCGGCGUGGAUGCAACAGAUUUUGACUUUUGCAGUCUAUGCCAUGCUGACGUUUCUUCCCAUCCGCGAAGGGCAGCCUCUCGGGUUUUUUUUGGUCUUCGUAUUCGGCAACAUCUUGUCACUGCCGAGCGGAGCCGUUCUUGUUUGGCUCUUUGGUCCAAGUUGUAUUUGCUUCCGGUACGCACGGUCAGUUGCUCCUACAUGCCAUAUGUUGCCUAUCGUCGGCUUUGGCAUCUUACUGUCUGGCUACCUGGUGCUGAGAGAUGCUGCUGGAGUUUGGAUCGGGGUUUUACUGCCAUUGCUGCUGACAACCUAUGAGUACAUCGGCACUCAGUUGGCGGCUCGUAACUUCACCGAAAGUUUUGUCACAAGGCCAGAAGUGCGCGAGCAGUACCCGGGCACAAACCAAGGCAUUGUGAUCUCCAUAUCCACUUGCACCUUUCAUGCCAUGGCCGAAGGAGCACGCUUAACUCUGCUCUACAUUGACCACCUGCAGAACAAGGACUCUCAACCGCUCUUGCCGAUAAUCAGCUCGGUUGUGUGGAACAUACUCUUGCGCCUGGGAUGCGUGGACCGCACCAUCCAUUUCGUCACUCGUGGCUGGUUCAAGCCCAAGAAUGCAUCGAAGUUCUUGAGAGAUGCUGGUUACUGUAUGGGCUAUCCCCGUAUGGGAGCAGUUGCCGCCUUGCUGUUGGCACGCCUUUCUCUUGGCAACCCUGCAGUCUUGAGCGAGACGGAGGGAGUGCUGUGGGUGUUCAUCAUCGGAGCAGAGCUUCUGGAAGAUCUGCUCAGCUACGUUCUGUGGCGAGCGGGCAUCGACUUCUCACCUGUGAAGUUGUUCGCCACUGAUGAAGAGGUGGAGCAAAUGUCCGAGAAGAAAAUUGUGAGGAGACUCAGCAACCUUAGUCAGCAGGCAUCUUCGGACGCACUUGCAGUGGUGCCACAGCCACCACGAAAGCCUACUCAUGCAACCUCAUCCAUUGAUUCAACCUCAUCCAGAGGUUCAGCUCAGCACGAUCUGGAAAUGCAGCACCUUGCUACUGUCGAGUCUGUGAAAUUGGAAGUGCGUGAGAGCCAUGACUUCAACUAUGGCCCGGUUGACUUUGGCAGUUUGCCCUUCUGGGCGCAUUUGUUUCCAGUCGUCCUGUCGCAGUUCCACACAAUCUUGGCCAUGAUCGUGCUUUCAGAUGGCCUCGUGUACGCCUUAGGCUUUUGUCACCACGAUGACAUGAGCCCGCAACGAGGUGUGCUUUGGUGGCCUUUACCUGACAGCGGUCAAAUGUGUACAUGA
Molecule: messenger RNA, 1722 nt
Organism: Symbiodinium natans
Lineage: Eukaryota; Dinophyceae; Suessiales; Symbiodiniaceae
Source: the annotation of a GenBank genome assembly